This is a messenger RNA of Juglans regia (Persian walnut), 3316 nucleotides long. Its product is annotated as pentatricopeptide repeat-containing protein At1g18485. The record is from RefSeq and is a predicted model, not a curated record. The transcript has a single exon. NCBI's taxonomy places the organism in Eukaryota, Viridiplantae, Streptophyta, Magnoliopsida, Fagales, Juglandaceae. Gene Ontology annotation, molecular function: protein binding; RNA binding; zinc ion binding. Gene Ontology annotation, biological process: RNA modification. The coding region runs from base 130 to 3090 and encodes 986 amino acids.
UGCGAAACCAAGGAAAAACCAAUGACCUUUCGACAAAAAUAAUUUGUUUUUGUACAUAAAGUAUAUGUUUUUUUCUUGGACGAUGAAGAAAGACAAAUGAAUCGGUGAAAAUAAUUUUUGUCGGACGAUAUGAAUUCCGUUGCACCACCAUUCUCCCACCACCACCACCUCCACCACCAUACUAUCAUCAUUUACAGAAGGGUUCCCGUAUCAAGUAAUAAACAUUAUCUUCGUCCAAUCUUCACUCCCAAAGCAUCUCUCUCAUUCUCCACCCAUACCCAUAAACGACACACUGAUUCUCCAGCCAGCAACUCUGCUCCACGCCUCUCUUUACUCCAAGAAAUAAACAGGCUCUGCCAGUGCGGGAACCUCACCGAAGCCCUUAAUUUUCUUCAUAGAGACUUUAUAAAUGUUAACUCCGAUUCAGCGGAGAGAGCAGAAGCUAUGGGCGUCUUGUUACAGGCCUGCGGGCAGCAAAAGGAUAUGGAGACCGGGCGUAAAGUCCACGAGAUGGUUUCGGCAUCGACCCAGUUGAGCAACAACUUCGUUAUCAAUACCCGUCUCAUCACAAUGUACUCCAUGUGUGGCUCUCCGCUAAAUUCACGUUUAGUUUUCGAUGGGUUACAGAGGAGGAAUCUUUUUUUGUGGAAUGCAAUUGUUAGUGGGUAUGCUAGAAAUGAGCUUUAUGAUGGUGCAAUUAGCUUGUUCACUGAGUUAAUUUCGGUUACGGAGUUUAAGCCUGAUAAUUUUACAUUGCCUUGUGUGAUUAAGGCUUGUGCUGGGCUUUUGGAUGUGGGCUUGGGGCAGGUGAUUCAUGGGAUGGCAAUGAAGACGGGUUUGAUGUCUGAUGUGUUUGUGGGUAAUACAUUGAUUGCAAUGUAUGGGAAAUGUGGGUUUGUUAGGGAAGCAGUGAAAGUGCUUGAAUGUAUGCCUGAGAGGAAUCUGGUUUCUUGGAAUUCGAUGAUUUGUGGGUUUGCUGAGAAUGGAUUUUCUCAAGAGAGUUAUGAUAUGUUUAGAAAGAUUUUAGAAAGUGAAGAGGAAUUGAUCCCGGAUGUUGCUACCAUUGUGACUGUAUUACCAGUGUGUGCAGGGGAAGGAGAAGUGAAUGUGGGAAUGGUAAUUCAUGGUUUGGCGGUUAGGUUGGGGUUGAGUCAGGAACUGAUGGUGAACAAUGCCUUGAUAGACAUGUAUUCGAAAUGUGGGUACUUGAACGAAGCCCAUAUUCUUUUUAUAAGGAGUAACAACAAGAAUGUAGUUUCUUGGAAUUCCAUGAUCGGUGGUAUUUCUAGAGAAGGAGAUGUAUGCAGAACAUUUGAUCUAUUACGAAAAAUGCAGAUGGAACAGGACAAAACGAAGGUGAAUGAGGUCACCAUAUUGAAUGUUUUGCCAGCUUGUUUGGAGGAAUCAGAACUGCCUUGCUUGAAGGAACUUCAUGGUUAUUCAAUCAGACAUGGGUUUCAAUAUGAUGAAUUGGUCGCCAAUGCUUUUGUUGCAGCAUAUGCGAAGUGCGGGUUACUGAGCUCUGCUGAGCACGUCUUCUAUGGAAUUGAAACUAAGACCGUGAACACUUGGAAUGCACUUAUUGGUGGUCAUGCAAAAAAUGGUGAUCCGAAAAAGGCUUUUGAGUUGUACUUUCAAAUGGCAUCUUCAGGCUUCGAUCCUGACUCUUUUAGCAUAGGAAGUCUCCUUUUAGCUUGUUCCUACGUGAAAUGCUUGAAUCCUGGCAAAGAGCUUCAUGGAUUCGUGUUACGGAAAGGCCUAGAAACAGAUUCCUUUAUUGGUAUCUCUUUGCUAUCCCUUUACAUUCAUUGCAGGGAAGUGUUAUCUGCAAGGAUGUUGUUUGAUAGGAUGGAAGAUAAAAUUUUGGUAUCCUGGAACGCAAUGAUUGCUGGUUACUCCCAGAAUGGACUUCCUGAUGAAGCCCUUGAUCUCUUCCGUAAAAUGAUUUCUGAUGGAGUUCAACCAUACGAGAUUGCCAUAAUGAGUGUGUUUGGGGCUUGUUCUCAGCUCUCUGCUCUGCGUCUGGGAAAAGAAAUGCAUUGCUUUGCUUUAAAAGCGCACCUAACAGAAGACAAUUUCGUUGGAUGUUCACUCAUAGAUAUGUAUGCAAAAAGUGGCUGCAUAGAACAAUCUCAUAGGGUUUUUGACAGCUUAAAGAAGAAAGAUGAGGCAUCAUGGAAUGUUAUAAUUACAGGAUAUGGAAUUCAUGGACAUGGAAACAAGGCCAUAGAGCUAUUUGAAAAAAUGCAGAGAUCAGGCCAGAAGCCUGAUGAGUUUACACUUAUAGGAAUUCUAAUGGCAUGUAGCCAUGCUGAGUUGGUUACAGAGGGGUUGAAGUAUUUCGGCCAGAUGAAAGUUUUGUAUGGAAUAGAACCAAAAUUAGAGCAUUAUGCAUGUGUUGUGGACAUGCUGGGUCGAGCAGGCCAAUUGGACGAAGCUCUAAAGCUCAUACAUGAGAUGCCUGAAGAACCAGAUGCUAGAAUCUGGAGCUCACUGCUCAGUUCAUGUAGAAUUUAUGGUGAUUUGCAAAUGGGGGUGCAAAUCGCCGAAGAAUUACUUGAGCUGGAACCGGAGAAAGCAGAGAAUUAUGUGCUACUCUCAAAUUUAUAUGCUGGGUCCGGGAAAUGGGAUGAUGUGAGAAGGGUGAGGAAGAGGAUGAAGGAGAAUGGCCUUCAGAAGGAUGCUGGUCGUAGUUGGAUUGAAAUUGGAGGUAAAGUUUAUAGCUUUGUUGUUGGUGAUGAGCUGCUGUCAGAGUCAAAAGAGAUCCGAAACAUGUGGAAGAGGUUGGAGGAAAAGAUAAGCGAAAUUGGAUAUAAACCAAAUACAGAUUCUGUGCUGCAUGAACUGAGUGAAGAGGAGAAGAUUGAGGCAUUGCGAGGGCAUAGUGAGAAGCUGGCACUUUCUUUUGGGUUGUUGAAGACGACCAAAGGUGCAACCCUGAGAAUCUGCAAAAAUCUGCGCAUCUGUGUGGAUUGUCAUAAUGCGGCCAAGUUAAUAUCAAAGGUGGUUGCAAGGGAGAUAGUUGUGAGAGACAACAAGCGGUUUCACCAUUUCAAAGAUGGAUUCUGUUCUUGUGGGGACUAUUGGUAGGUGAAGAGGUCGGAAGUGUUCAUAAUAAUCUUUUAUUUUAUUUCGAGUGAAAAUCUCUCAACUGCAUCCAGCCACAACUUGGUUUUGCUUGCGCAGUCGACCAUGUCGUGGGAAUUCUUUUCUUGUUUGGUCAGUUAAUUGUAUUGAGAGAAAAAAAAACGUAUGAACAGUCACCUUUGACCCAGUAAUCCUUAACCUGAAAUACCACUUGUUCUUUACAAUGAUC